GAUCAUCGAAACUUCACCCUUUCCUAUCACUAUCUAUGCCCCCUUCGUUGCAAUUCGUAUAUACCACCAGUAUGACUGGGUCUCCGAAGAAAUGUCUACUUAUUUAUACUCACUCACCUUCUCCUUUGCAUUUUUUUCUGGUGUCAUUUCUUCACCGGCAGGAUUUACAUAAUCUUUGUUGGUUUUUUCUGGGUCUUUCUCUUUAUUCAUCAUCGUUCAUCCGAGGCUUAUCCCAAAUUGUUUGAGUUGUCUCUUCACUCAGAAAGGUGAGAACAAUGAGCCAGGUUAAGUUGGAUAGAAAUCCUUCAAUUUUGUCAUGUUUUCCGGAGAGAUUCUCUGUCGCAGGUGUCCAAAAUAGUCCACAGAGCUCCAGUAAUGGUUCAUAUUUGCAUGACCUCUCUCGCCCGAUGACAUUUGUUCCACAAAUUCCUGUUGAUAAACAUCUUGUAAUGAAGCAUCAAAUGUUACCCCGUAGAACUUCCUCCUUCGGGGCGAUGCCCUUGCCCUCUCCUCCUACUGAUCGCAAAAGCAGCACUAUUGCAGCACCACCUGUGGCUGUGGAUAUUCCUAACAAAUUUGAAUCUGGCCCCCUUCCGGUUCCACCACCACCAUUACCCAGUUUUCUGACUGUUAGAAACAAAACUACCUCACGACUUACCUUGUAUGCCCCUUUAUACCAAGCUGCGAUGAAAGGCGAUUGGGAAAAGGCUAACGAGUUUCUAAGAUCACAUCCAGGUGCAGUCAAUGUAAGAAUAACCAAGGAGAUGGACACAGUUCUUCAUAUUGCCGCUGGGGCCAAACAAACCAAGUUUGUAGAGGAGGUGGUAAAAAGAAUGAGUAUAGCGGAUUUAGCACUAAGGAACAAGUACAACAAUACAGCAUUGUGUUAUGCUGCAGCAUCAGGAGUCACCAAAAUGGCAGAGAUGAUGGUGAGCAAGAACGGAGAACUUCUAGGGAUAAGAAAUAACAAGGGAGUGACACCUCUUUAUAUUGCAGCAUUAUUUGGACAUAGAGAUAUGGUCUGGUAUCUGUACUCUGUUAUUUCGGAUGUAGAUUUCACUAAGGAGGACUCUGUUGGGCUGCUUUUUGCUACCAUCAAGACCGAUUUGUUCGAUGUGGCCCUGAGCAUAAUUCAAAAACAACCCGAACUGGCCAUUCAUCGAGAUUCAAAUGGGGAGACACCACUUCAUUUCUUAGCUCGAAAGCCUUCAGUCUUUGCCAGCAAAAGUGGGCUUGGUGCUUGGCAAAGAUUCAUUUACCCAUGGAUAUAUGCAGAAGUGCCGACUAACUCUCACUGUCCUGAAAGCAUCUUCCAGUUGCACAAUUGCCAGCCCAACCAAGCAGCUAUAAGCUUAGUUGGGAAACUUUUCCGUGCAAUACAAGUUAUAGUUCCAGGAACUAAAGUGCUUUCUGAGAAGAAGUUGAUGCACAUACAAGCUCUCGGACUGGUGAAACUAUUAUGGGAACAAGUUUUGUUAUUGGAUGACGCCCAAGUUACUGAAAUAAUUACAAGCCCUUCAAACCCAUUAUUUACUGCAGCAGAGUUGGGAAUUCUUGAGUUCAUUACUGAGCUCAUACCCUCUUAUCCUGGUUUAAUAUGGAAAGUUAAUGAGCAAAGCCAAAGCAUUUUUCACAUUGCGGUUUUGCAACGCCAAGAGAAGGUAUUUAACCUCAUUCAUGAGAUAGGAGCACAUAAGGAUAUGAUUACUUCCUACAAAGGUAUCAACAAUCACAACAUAUUGCAUUUGGCUGGAAAGUUAGCUCCUAUGGAUCGACUCAAUAUUGUCUCUGGUGCAGCACUUCAAAUGCAACGAGAAUUAUUGUGGUUCAAGGAAGUGGAAAAAACCGUGCAACCGCUGCUGAAGGAGAUAAGAGACAAAAAUGGAAAAACACCACGGAUGUUGUUCAAAGAAGAACACAGAGAUUUAGUCAAAGAAGGAGAAAAAUGGAUGAAGAGUACUGCAUCGUCAUGUAUGCUCGUCGCCACACUCAUUACCACUGUAAUGUUUGCUGCCAUUUUCACUGUACCAGGUGGCAAUGACGACAACAAAGGCACCCCAAUCUUUGUAUCGUCAAAUUCUUUCCUUGUGUUUGCAAUUGCCGAUGCAUUCGCGCUAUUCUCUUCGGUGACCUCCAUACUAAUGUUUUUGUCCAUUCUUACAUCACGGUACGCUGAAGAAGAUUUCCUGGAAACCCUGCCAAAAAGAUUGGUAGUAGGCCUUGUAAGCCUAUUCUGUUCUAUAGUUGCCAUGCUUGCAGCAUUUGCUGCAACCUUUUUUAUUGUGCUUGGACAACAAUUGGCAUGGAUUGCUGUUCCCGUUGCUCUGAUUUCUUUCAUCCCUGUAACUCUAUUUGCCUUUUUACAAUUCCCACUUCUUGCUGAUACAAUCAAUUCUACAUACGGGGCCGGCAUUUUCGCCCGUAAAAGUACUGGGAUGCUGUAUUAGCAUAAAUUAUUUUUUUCCAAUUUGUUUACAAAUUUGGAGAGCAAUUCUAACAACAAUGGUGUGGAUCUGGAUGGCGUUUUCAAUGUAGAAGGAAAUAAACUUGCCUCUCUGAAGCUGCUACGCGGUACUGGUUUGAAGAGUCGGUAUUAUACUCUUACAUUUAACCUAAGUAAAUAGCAUAUUUACCAUAAAAUUCACUUCUUUGCCUAAACCCUAUGUUACAUGAUCGUUAUUUUAUCUCGCAGAAGCCAAUCCUCACCUCGCAAGAAAGUGUAACAGAAACCAAAAACGAGGAUUAGAAAGAAAAAAUGAAUCUUCAUUUCUGGUUACUACUUUGGUUUGCAGGUUUAAGAACCAAAAACAUCAGAUAGAGGAGGCAAUAACACUGAAGAACAGAGGACUCUGCAGCUUUCAUGCCAAGAAACAACUCCACAAAUUCUGAGGAGAAGAAGUCCCUGAUUAAGAACGUCGAGCAGGCGUAAUUGGGAAUUCUUGACAAACCUUAAACCUCUAUCAUUGUUGGCCAUGUUAGAACUUAGAACUUUUUUUGGGUUCUGAAAAGAGAAUCCAAGUAAUGAGCAUAAACGGUUUGAAGAAAUGCUUUAAUGAGGAUGAUAUAAGACAAAUUAACACGAGAAUGAUAUAAGACAAUGAGUCAAUGACAUGACAUUCAUAGACUAUAUGUUGUAUGUAUUCAUUGGUUUCUGUAUACAUGUGUUUUGGCUGUUCAUACCAAGUAAUAUAGAUUGUGUUCAUUAGAGCAGAAAUGCAGUUUUUUUUUUAUUUAUUAUUUAUUUUGGGUUGUCUAAAGUUGUUGGUUGGGCAGAGGAGAAUAUUAAAUGGGAAAACAAAGGCUGGUAUUAAGACUGCCUCACAUUUUAUGCUCUCUCUGUUUCGUAAUUCGAUCAGACUCCAAGCUACGCACUCAUUCACUUCUCAGAGAAGGAAGAGUCUUUAGGUAGUUCCUUUAUUGUCCAAACCCAGUUCAUCUUUCUUAUCAGUUUACGCACUCAUUCAUCUAACAUUGAUUGAUUCCAUGGUUAAAGGGGUACCAGAAACACCUGGAAGUGGAGACAGCUGCCGUGAAAUCGAACGAACACAGCUUCUUUGGCAGGAUGCACAGAGAAGGUGUCGACGGAGCUGAAAAGUAUUCAGUCCGAGAUAGUGCACGGCAAAGGGACCUCUACCUUAUCCAAUACAGUAGAGAACCCAUAUUGGCAAUGGAGUAAGAAUCCCGUGAGUGGUAUGGGAAGUAAGUCUUGAAGGCAUUCUAACUCAUGAUCUGGUCAUGGGUUCAACUUUCCUAACCCAACUUGCACAAGUUGACUUUGAGGUUAGGUGUUGUGUUGAAGUUUCUUCACCAUUUACACAAGUCCUUUUAAAAUACCAGUAAAGGAGAUGUUGUACGUCAGAACUUUGGAAUAAACCCAAGAUCAGGAAAAAUCCAUGAAUGGAUCUCUCUCUCUCAUCUCUUGCAAUUAUAACCAGUAUUGAAUCAUAAUUAAUGAUCUAUUCAAUUCAAUACAACUAUAGAAUUUUUGUCCAA
Molecule: messenger RNA, 3993 nt
Organism: Tripterygium wilfordii
Lineage: Eukaryota; Viridiplantae; Streptophyta; Magnoliopsida; Celastrales; Celastraceae
Product: ankyrin repeat-containing protein NPR4-like
Exons: 8
Coding region: 276-2447 (723 amino acids)
Molecular function (GO): protein binding
Source: RefSeq, a predicted model, not a curated record